GCAAAAGUUUAUGUUCUAUUUGUAAAGUUUCAUACUUAAUGACCCAAUAUUUUUAAAUGUUCGACGUGGGGUAGCCUGUACCUCAGCGGAAAGCCCGUGAAAAUUGAAAGUAUGGGAAGCUAGGAUUAAGGGAGGCGCGAAUGUUUUUGCGUGUCUCUCCGAUACGCGUGUCGCGAGACGCGGCACUCGGGUGAGAAUCGUUUCCGAUCAAACAGAAAAAGAGAAGAAAAAACGAGAAAAAAGCAGGAAAUAUAAUAACAAACGAGGUGAUAAUGUUGACGUUUGAUGUUUCACUCUUUCGGAGAAUUCUCCUUCCCUUCUUCCCCGCGAGUGCACACUAUUUGCUUCAUACAUCACACAAAUUGCGCACUCGAGGUGGACUCGUGACCGUAACAUUACAAUUUCGUAUCGCAUCCGAUCGCAUCGUGUGUGCGUGUGCAUUUGAUCACCGUGAAAAACGCUAGCCUUACGUCAGGCAAUUUUAGACAAGGUAUUCUAUACGGCAGAGGACAGAUAUUCGUAGAUGAUAAGCUGGUCUGCUGUUGUUCCAAGUCCGAUGUAACUGUACCACAUGUCGUUUGUCCAAUCUUUCCCACAUCAAGUAAAAAUACCGCUGGGGAUAACGCUAAUUCAUAGAAGGAUCGUUAUUGAGACAUAUCACGUACGUCGCGAGAGACGGACCUUCUAGGAGCAGCGGUGUGCUUAAUUCAUAUAUUUUAUAGGAUUGUUAAAUUUAUUCAAGUUAUCCCCCGAGUCAUCGAAAUGAAAUAACUAAACAAAUAUACUGGUCCAUCAAAUUGCCCUCAAAAAGAAAUCGAUCGACUCCAAAAACGCGCGAGGAAAACACUUAUUAGAAUUAAGUCCAGGCUCCAUUGUAAAAAAAUAUAUAUAAAAGAAAGAUCAACAACGCGAAGCCUUGGCCCUUUAUGACGUACCGCGUCGGUAAAUUUGCGAUCGUGUCACAUACGUGUACAUAUUAUUAGUGUAAAAACAUUGGAUAAUAUUCAUCUAUCUCGGCGAUCAUGGGCGCGCACACGCACACGAGCAUAAGGGCUGCGGUAUGAGCAACGUAUCGCCAAAGUUGGAAGGGUGCUCGCCGCUAUUGUUACACUUCAGUCAACUGUCAGCCGUCUUGAGGGUAGUUUAAAAAAGCCCCGCGACAGAGGGUCGAAAGAGUUCUCCCCAUCUCGCCUAAUCAUCACGCGUAAUCAUCACGACUGACAACUAUUACCUGACAAAGCUCGCGGCGCUUGUCCCAUAUGAUUCGGAGUUAACACACGCUAAAGAGAGAACGGAGCUAAAUAAAAUAAGAAAAAAAGAGAAAAAAAUUGGAAGGUCGACAGCAGCGAGCACACAUCUCAUGGUGAUCAUCGCACACCACGGACAUCUCCGUUCAUUGCUCAAAUCGAUGUUUUCGAGCAAGAAUGCGAUAAAGGAUAGUCGAACUGCGUAUCAGACGAGAGACGUAAGCAACCGGUGUUUUCCCAAAGUUGUUCGAUAAAGCAAUUUGCGCUGGGAAGUAAAAUUGAGUCAUUAUUCGAGAGACGUACACAUAUAUUCGUGUCGCGCAGAAAAGAACAGCGAUACACGUGUGUCGUGAUCAGUACAGUGGACCAGCAGGGAGAAUGACUUUGAUUGUGAGAUGGAGGAGUCAUCGUCUUCGGAGCUAGACAAAACCCGAUCGAGCAUCAAUGCGUGGAACGAUGCGCGGAUACUGACGCAUGUCGCAAACAUCGGUAAAACGCACGACCUCAACCAUUUGAGACUCUACAACCCGAAUGUAAUGACAACGCGGCCCUACAACCGCAAUUGCAUAGAUAUCGGAAACGACAGUUACUACAACAACACCGACAAACCGUCGCUCGAUUACCUGAGAGCUGGCAAUACCUUGCCGUAUUCCAUCAACACCUUGCACCUGCAGAAUACCUACAGGCCGUCACAACGACUGGAAGCAUUUGCAUUCCACGACAAUUCGAAGGACAUGUAUCGCUCGCACGAUUUCAUCUUGAGAUCGAGACACAACAACAACAAUUUAUUUAUAAAGAAAGAUCCAGUCGCGAACAAGAACAGCGACCAAGAGAACAAGAAAACCGAGAGAUCGAAAAAAAAGAAGCAUCAAGUGUUCACCGAUUGCAUGGAGUUUUUCCAGCAGUACUGCGCAAAUAGCAGCCUCCACGGUUUGCGUUACGUCGGUGACUCGUCAUUAUCAGCCGUAGAAAGAAUAUUCUGGCUGAUUUCAUUCCUCGCUGCGCUGAUAAUAGUUACAAUUUACAUCUACUUUAUCUAUCAAAGAUGGACGCACUCGCCCAUCAUCAUUGCUUUGAGCCCUGAGCCGGUGUCUCUUACCGAAUUUCCUUUUCCGUCCGUAACAAUAUGCAACAUGAACCACGUUAAGAAGUCCGAGGCAACAAAGAUCCUGCGUGGAUCCGACUCGUUGGAGAAAGUAUUGUUGGACGAUGUCUGCGAUAGAAACUACAAUACAACUGACGAUGGCAUCGAUGAGAAUAUAGAAUGGGAAAGGAUUGAACGGUUUAAGAUCAAUACGUCUCAGUCCUGCACCGAUAUGUUGUACUAUUGUGUCUGGCACGGGAGUCAGCACGACUGCAAUAAGAUCUUCAAUUCUGUCAUGACCGACGAAGGUAUUUGCUGCAAUUUUAACUCGGUGAACAGGAAGUACCUCCUCUACAACCCGCGUGACUGGCCCGACUUGAAUAUCAGCUAUUCCGCAGUCAGCAUUGAUUGGAACGCCGAGAAGGGAUAUAAUGCAAGUACACCGACAGACGUGAUACCACAAAGACCGCCUGGUACCGGACUAUCGUACGGGCUGACUCUGGCGCUUGAUGCGGAAACGGAUGAAUAUUACUGCGGGUUCACCAGCGCAGGCUUUAAAAUGUUACUCCACAGCCCCGUGGAGACACCGAAGAUUGCCGAUUUCUCGUUCGCGAUCAUGCCGGGCAAGGAGACCCGGGUGAUCUUGAAACCGCGGAUAUCAGUCGCCAAUUCGCGGAUAAUUGCUAUACAGCAAAAGAAACGGAAGUGCUACUUCACAGCCGAGAGGAAGCUGCGUUAUUAUCGGACGUACACGCAACGCAACUGCGUUUUGGAGUGUGAGGCAAACUUUACGCAGGAAAUGUGCGGCUGUGUGCAGUACUACAUGCCAAAAUCAGCAAAGACAAAGAUCUGCGGCAAAAGGGACACCUCGUGCGCGGUACGUGCCAAAACGGCCAUGGAGCUCGGGCUCUACGAUGACGAUACAGCGAGUUCGUUAAAUAUCUCAAAACUACCACACUGUACCUGCUGGCCAGCCUGCUACGAGAUCAACUACAAGGCACAGCUUUCGCAGAGUGAACUGUUGCCGACCCUUAACAUCGACGCCCCUUACGUAAAGAAGAACAUGGAUUAUUUCACAAAAAAUGUAGCAGUAGUUCAUCUAUUCUUUGUGGACUCCCAAUUCACGAAAUACGUGAAGAACGAGCUGUUCGGAUUCACUGAAUUUCUGUCGAGCACGGGAGGCUUGCUGGGUCUCUUCAUGGGUUUCAGCUUCCUGUCGGCCAUGGAAAUCGUAUACUUUCUGACUCUGCGAGCAUGGUGCCGCAUGUAUCGUCGACGGCAAGCGGCAAAGCCCGCCGUGCUCCAGAUACAUCCGGCAGAGGACAAGACAGUGAUAUAUCCGUUUGCGAAUUGAAGAAUUGCGAUAUGUAAAUAAUAAUCUGGCACAUAGAUGUAACGUACAGUUGAAAAUAAAAAUGUGCACCGUGUGCGAUAUUUCUAUAGGAGAUUAAAUUAAAA
Messenger RNA from Ooceraea biroi (clonal raider ant), 3789 nucleotides. RefSeq names its product pickpocket protein 28. The record is from RefSeq and is a predicted model, not a curated record. Lineage: Eukaryota; Metazoa; Arthropoda; Insecta; Hymenoptera; Formicidae. Gene Ontology annotation, biological process: sodium ion transmembrane transport. Gene Ontology annotation, molecular function: ligand-gated sodium channel activity. Gene Ontology annotation, cellular component: plasma membrane.